Messenger RNA from Verruconis gallopava, 2439 nucleotides. RefSeq lists its product as hypothetical. NCBI's taxonomy places the organism in Eukaryota, Fungi, Ascomycota, Dothideomycetes, Venturiales, Sympoventuriaceae. The transcript has 5 exons. Bases 653 to 1483 code for a protein of 276 amino acids. The record is from RefSeq and is a predicted model, not a curated record.
UCAUCAUCAUUCGACGGCCACGACGCCUGGCGGACUUUUAUAUACGUGCCGUGUCUAGCAAGCAGGGCGACGCCUCUCCUGCGCUCACACCUCUCCUCUCGUCACAACGUCGUUUACGAGCCUUCACCUCUAGCGGCGGGUCACUUGCCGGUCGAGGCCAAACGUGCAUAACCACUUGCUUCUAGAGCCUCAUACCCCCCCGCUCGUCGGGUCUGAGUUGUCGUGUCGCGUCACUGAGCACAGCACAUGACAAGUCGACGCCUGUUCGAGAUAGAUAUCCUUGCCCCACACUGCUCAUCGCAGCCAGACGACUUACAGCGCCUUUUUCCUGCUUUUCUCUUUGCAUCUCUUCUGCUUCCCUACCUCCAUCUCCCCCACCCUUGCCGGCCCUCGUGGAGGCUUCCGUUCCGUCCCGUCCUGCGCCUGCUGCACUCAACUCUGACUUCCCUUUCCAUCUGCUGUUAUCUUUUUGGAAUCCCUCAUAACGUGGACCUAGUCGCUUUCCCGGUUGAUCACCUGCCUGGACUUGGCCACCUGGACACAACCGAGGAAGUUUCACUACAUAGCAAUCCAGGCCUGGAACCUUCCUACCUUUGACCGGCGGAUUCUUCUUACGUCGUCAUUUCUUUUGGCGCCCGCCUUCAGAGCAACCAUGGCAAACUAUCAGUACCAACAGCCGCAUAAUUAUAGCUACGAAGAAUAUGAGCGCGCCACCGAUCCAGGUAGAGCUGCGCCUCCAAGUGGUCCAAACUUUCGCUGGUGGAUUCCGGAAGACGGAAUUCGUCGCGAUGUGAUACAGGCGGACAUACAGCGCUAUCUUGGUCCAGAUGCCAUGGUAAAACCUGGCGAGGGCCGCGAUGAGAACAGAGGCCGAAGAGGCUAUUGGAUCGCUGCAUACAGAACAUUUACUCCAGAAAUGAUCAGGGACCUGAAGGCAGAUUCCGCCAAUUUUGAGCGAUCAGGCGAGAGAGGUACCCCAAAACCGGAUAGAUUUGGUUCUCGAUCUACCCAUAGUCCUGACUUUUGUGUAGGCGCAUACCAAGAUUCCACAAUUCACCGAUCAAGGCAAUAUUGGGGCCCCACAUCUAAUUCAGGAUCCCAGCCAGAACAGAUCGAACGUCCUCAGCCACGAAUUUCUGAGCCCAGGACACAUGCACAAGGCAGUUCGGCCGCUUACCAAACAAGUGCAGCUCUAUCCAGCGGCUACUAUGCACAACAAGCCAGCUAUCCUGCCACUCCAGCACCUGGGACCAGUUCGCAAUAUACACUUGAACGACCGCCCGUGACUGGUGGAGAAGCUUAUCAAUACGCAGCUCCCUCGGACAGUAUAUUUGGCCAGCCGAGUAAUAUGCCACGUCAAGCGGAACCCAGGAUGUAUUCUGCGACCUCGGAGCCGUAUUCCAACGCUCCUUCCAAUCCCCAGGGUUACGGUCCUGCUAGGUAUUUUGGUUUGAAACGCCCGGAGUAUUUGGGUUUCUACUAAGCCCAAUCAAUAGGUCGCAGCAAACAUACGCGCCUUCAAAGGCUGCGCCGCCAGGCUAUUACCUUGCCUCAGAUGGCAACUACUACCCCAUUUCGUCCCGGCCAGCGUAGACACAAGCUGUAUACUAACCACCGUCGCGUUUCCGUGUCUAUAAAUUUUCCUGCAACUGGAUCCGGCCUGGAAUCUCUUUUUUAUUUGCUGUCAGAACCUUUUCAUAUUUCUUCAAGUUAUAUGCUGGAGAUUGCCAAACGUGGUCACCACCGUUGGACAUUCAUGAACCCACGCAGAAAGCCAAGGUCUAUCAACCCGUCAACGUUGUGGCCUUGACAGCAUACUUUCCGUUGAGAAUGGGCCACUCAUGCCUUUUACAUGAACCAAAUUUUUAACCUACCAGGCCGAUCACUUGAUCUACAUGAUUGACGUGCAUUCUUGAACUCCACCUCGAGCCAUUCGGCUGGAACCCAUUCGCGUUAUGAGCACCACGAAUAUGAACGAUGGACCCAUGCCUUAUCAAUGUCUUUUAAACCAAUGUCACUGUGGUAGAAUCUGGAUUCUGAUACAUUGCAUCUUGGCGUUUGAUGACUGGAAGGAGCGGCGUCUCCACAGGAUGUACUGAGCCGAUUUUAUUUCUCCUUGUUUACUCAUCACUAUGUACAUAUUCACCUGGAUGAUUCUCUUAGCAUUACCUGCUCGCCGAAUGGAUGUUGACUUCUGCUGGAAACGAGGAUCUUCUGCAUUCAUAGCUUAGCGGGGGGGCCGAAAUUGGGACAAACUGAAACAUCCCCGUUGUUGGUUGGAUUGCCAACUUUUCAAUUUUUUUUUUCUCAUCUGAACAAGUUCUUUCGAUGUCUGAGGGAGUCGUGGGGCCCUGUUGACCACGGUUCUCUGCGAUUAGGACUAAGCUCACCUUUUUGAUGCUCUACCUGCUCCUUGCCGGAAAGUCGAAUGAUUCUGAA